Penaeus monodon (black tiger shrimp) is the source of this 2191-nucleotide messenger RNA. Its product is annotated as proclotting enzyme-like. The transcript has 12 exons. Gene Ontology annotation, molecular function: serine-type endopeptidase activity. Gene Ontology annotation, biological process: proteolysis. The record is from RefSeq and is a predicted model, not a curated record. The coding region runs from base 145 to 1695 and encodes 516 amino acids. NCBI's taxonomy places the organism in Eukaryota, Metazoa, Arthropoda, Malacostraca, Decapoda, Penaeidae.
CAACCGCAGCUAUAAAAGGAGGUGCUUCCUCGCGGCAUUGAAGUCUCUUCUGGGCCGAGGGAGGAGGGACUGCAGUUCUCACUCCCUUACUUUCGGAUUCUCCUUGUGAUUGUGUGAAUCUAUAAGUCGCCUUAGGCCGUAGGCAUGAAGGGCGUGACGGUGGUUCUAUGGGUGUGCGUCGUGGCGUGGGCGGCAGCGGCUGUGGGUGAUGAACAGCUCUCAAGAAAGAAAAGGGAGCCCCAGCAACCCAACUUCAAUUUUGGAGGGCAAGGCUUCCGGGGCAAUAUUCCAAUACCGUUCGGAAAUGUAGGCUUUAACUUCGGCGGUCAAAGCCCAGGAAGGCCAAGACGACCAGGCAGACCCCAGCAACAACAGAGACCUCAGCCACUCCAACAAAAUACUCCUCAGACUUUCGAAAGAGGUCCCAACGGUAGCUUCCGUCCUUCCAACAAUCGGCCUGGCUUCACCCCGGCCGGCCAAUCCGACUGCACGGGCAACAGGAGAAACUCCCGACGAUGCCAAAACCGGCCGAGUGGCGGCCAGGCUCUUGGACAGGGAGGAGGAGUAAGCAGUGCCUUCCAGCAGAUUCCUUGGCUGAGCCAGCUUUCCAGAGACCAACAGAACCUCCUCAUUCCAAAUCUGCCGAAGACGCCUUCGGGCGGGGCUCAGAACCGCUUCUUCCUGCUCGGGACGGGAAAGCCCGACGUGCCCUUCCAGCAGUGCGUGACGCCCAGGUUCGAACGCGGGCACUGCCGCUACCUCCAGCACUGCAUUCAGCCGGAGUUCGCCAACAACUUUAACGUGUUCCUUCGAUACGUCUGCUUCAUUGAGGGAGUGUACGUCGGCGUGUGCUGCCCCGACACCUUCAACAACAACAACGCCACGCCCCCUCCCCCGCCCACCACGCCGAAGCCCACGACGCCACGCCCCGUCACCCCGCCGUCACAGUCUCGGGGUUGCGGACUAAUCGCCAAGAGGCCGCCUACUCGCAUCGUGGGCGGAAAGGACGCCGACCCCCAGGAAUGGCCGUGGAUGGCAGCCCUCAUGAGGGACGGGGCGUCUAGCUACUGCGGCGGCGUCCUCAUUACCGACAGUCACAUUCUCACGGCCGCGCACUGCGUUGACGGCUUUGACCGCAACACGAUCACUGUGCGUCUGGGCGAGUACACCUUCGACUUGGCCGACGACACCGGCCACGUGGACUUCAAGGUGGCCGACAUCCGCAUGCACAGGUCCUACGACACGACCACCUACGUGAACGACAUCGCCAUCAUCAAGCUGCAAGGAAGCACCAACUUCAACGUCGACAUCUGGCCCGUGUGCCUCCCCGAGGGCGACGAGUCGUACGAGGGUCGCACAGGAACAGUCACAGGCUGGGGCACCAUCUACUACGGCGGCCCCGUAUCAAGUACCCUGCAGGAGGUGACGGUGCCCAUUUGGACCAACAAGGCCUGCGACGAUGCCUACGAACAGAACAUCAUCGACAAGCAGCUGUGUGCCGGCGCUACGGACGGCGGAAAGGAUUCGUGCCAGGGUGACAGCGGCGGCCCCCUCCUCCUGCAGCAGGGUUCGGAGAACAGGUGGGCGGUUGUGGGCGUCGUCUCGUGGGGCAUCCGGUGCGCGGAGCCCGGCAACCCCGGUGUCUACACGAGGGUCAGCAAGUACGUUGACUGGAUUAAAAAUAAUGCAGUCUAACGGCGGCCGAGACGAGAGAAGAGGGCGGUUGAGACAGAAGUGGUGAGCCUGAAGAAGAGGGAGAAUAGAAAAAGAAAGGAAUGCUAAAUGAGCGACAGGAGAAAAAAAUACAUUGUACGUAAAUGAGCUAUAAGCUAAAAAGGAUUUUUCCCGGUCUUUAUUCAUUCUUCAUGACUGAAAACAAACAAACAACAACAUAGGUUCCUAAAACAAAACAAAGAAAAAAAGCGAAAUUGAGGAAAAAUAAAAACGAAGAAAACGCAGCGCAAACAUGAAGGAGGAACAGGACGGCAAGAAGGAGAAAGGAGAACAAAGGAAGGGAGGAGGGAGAGGGAGAAGCACAAUCGUCUCAUCAAACUAGACAGAUCAAAGGAGCUUCACUUCAAUGGGGAAGAAUAAUCGACACUGCAACGAGUUGAAGGAAAAUAUAAAAGUCACAUAAAUUAUGAUUAAUGUUCUUGUUCCUUUAUUCAAAAUAAUAAAGAGCCAUCGAAAA